Messenger RNA from Cryptococcus deneoformans JEC21, 891 nucleotides. RefSeq lists its product as hypothetical. NCBI's taxonomy places the organism in Eukaryota, Fungi, Basidiomycota, Tremellomycetes, Tremellales, Cryptococcaceae. The record is from RefSeq and is a predicted model, not a curated record. Bases 41 to 832 code for a protein of 263 amino acids. The transcript has 3 exons.
CGGUCUCGAAUACAGUUUGGUGUAAGGAAUACAACUCGCCAUGUCCACACCAGCCGCCGUCACACAACCACAGUCCGCAUCCAAAGAACCGCACAGGAUGAGAAUCACAGCAGGCGGCUCAAUAAGACAUUACGUCGCCUUUGCCCUUGCGUCUCUUCGUGAUGAUCCUGCAACUCCUGUCGUCCUUCAUACCCUUCCAUCAUCUUCAUCCUCCCCUUCCUCAUCAUCUUCCUCAUCAUCAACCAACGCACCUAAAAAAGAUAAUGACAAGAUCAAACCCCAACCAAAGUCCAAAUCCCCUCUCCCUGCAUGCCUUAUCACCGCCCCCAGGCUCAUCUCUGUUGUCGAACUUAUAAAGAGAGAGUAUAUCUCUGAAUUAAGAGCUGCAAAGGCGAGCUGCAGGGGAGAUGUGAGGAGUAAAGGGAAAGGAAUUUGGCAGUAUACGGAAAGCGGGCUUUGGGAACCGGCGACGGAAGCGGGAGUGAACGCUGUGACUCAAAGAACUGAGACUGAGGGAAUUGAUGGAGGUGCGCUGAGGAGGGUCCUCGCAGGACGGACAAAACCGAAAAUGUCGCACUCACCUUAUCUCCAAAUCACAUUAUCUGCUCGACCGCUAGAAGGAUUGGAGAGAGAAGGAGCUACCUGCCAAUAUAUGCCCGUUAAGAAAAAUCAACGAGGAAAAAAGGGAUCGGCUAAGAAGAACGGGGACGGUGAGCAAAAUGAGGGAUCGAGGCAAGGAGCCGAGGACAGUGAGAGUGUGGAGAGCAGAGGCACCAAACGCAAAGGCGAAGCGGAGGAUCGUGAGGGCAAGAAGCGUCGGACUGAUGAAUGAUUCAGCCUAAAAGACUGCGUAUUUUUAUGAACCGUGAUGACAUGACGAUUGAAAGUGGA